This is a messenger RNA of Xenopus laevis (African clawed frog), 1481 nucleotides long. RefSeq names its product reticulocyte-binding protein 2 homolog a-like. Bases 163 to 1149 code for a protein of 328 amino acids. The record is from RefSeq and is a predicted model, not a curated record. The transcript has 6 exons. Lineage: Eukaryota; Metazoa; Chordata; Amphibia; Anura; Pipidae.
ACAACCCAGCCAAUCAGAGAAAUGUAACAGUUACACUGACUGAACAGGAAGAGAAAAGAAAAAGAAAAUCAAGUGAAAGAAAGGAGAGAACGCAGCAGGAAUAUAAACGCACUAAGGAAGAGCUACACAGAAUAGAUUAAGCCAACAAAAGGCAAAAUAAGAAUGAAAAGGGCAAAAGCAAGUUCAAGGCAGAUAGUAGGUAUCAGCUCCAGAUGCCAACAGGAUCAGUUUCAGUGGAUGAUAGAUAUGUUUGCUUCACAUUUAUCUGAGCUUGUGACAGAGGUGAAGUAUUAUCCAAUCACUAAUGAGAACUCAGAUGAGUGGAAGAAAGAAGUGAAGGGAUGUUCUUUUGGGAUCUUAUACCACAGUCUGAAACAUGGACGGAUCAACAUUACUGACGUGGAAGGCUCACUGUAUGACAAGGAACUUCUCUAUAUGUCACAAUGUCUAGACAAGGAGAAUGUUAUGGUUGUGUUGGAUGAUCUAGAACAAACCACAGAGGAGGAAACUAAGAGAAUCCUAAGAACCCAGCCCAGCAUAAAACAUUGUUCAUCUCUUCUCCUUCUAACUGCAAAGAAGGAUAAGGAAAAUUACUUUCUAUUCCAGAUUGAUGCCAUUUCUCCACUUCUGAACACAGUAAAAUCCCGCUCAUCGUCUGCAUUCGCCAUUAAGAAUACCUCAAGUACAGAAGCAAGGUCAUUGUUAAAAUCCCACUCAUCAUCUUUAUUUACUUAUCCAAAUUUCUCCAGUCCAGAGGCAAGAUCAUCCGGUGAUUUUACAGAGAACAGAGCACAACCUAGGAUGACUCCUGUAGCCGCAGAAUGUGUUUCUGCUCAACAACUGAUGUUGAAGAUAGAAGAUUUAAAGAAAGAGAUGUCCAACCAGACCCAGCAGAUUAAAGAUUUAAAGAAAGAGAUGUCCAACCAGACUCAACAUAUUGAAGAUUUAAAGAAAGAGAUGUCCAACAAGACUCACCAUAUUGAAGAUUUAAAGAAAGAGAUGUCCAACAGGACUCAACAUAUUGAAGAUUUAAAGAAAGAGAUGUCCAACAGGACUCAGAAGACUGAAGAGUUAAAGAAGGAGUUGCCCAACCAGGACCAGCAGAUUGACAAGUUAAAUAAGCAAGAUUUUCAGCAGUCACAAUUGUAAGAAAAAUCAGUGUGAAUUGUCCUCUCAGCAUAAUCAAAAUGUGGUAAAGCAAAUGGAGUCAGAAGACCAAAAGCCGCAGCCUCAUCUUUCAAAUACUGUUGCAGUGACACACAAUCCUACUCAUCAAAUUAUGUAUACUAGUAAAUCAUAAUACAAUACUGAGAAAAUGCUGAUCAACAGAAUGUGCUUACUUGAUUUCUACUAAAGCAGUUACAUUUUUCCUAAUAUGAACUGUAGGUUUAGCCCCCACACAAAUACAUCUACAACAAAACAAAAAGCAGUACAUACUUAAAUGAAUUGUUCAGUGUAAAAAUAAAAACUGGGUAAAUAGA